Molecule: messenger RNA, 3648 nt
Organism: Uranotaenia lowii
Lineage: Eukaryota; Metazoa; Arthropoda; Insecta; Diptera; Culicidae
Product: ubiquitin thioesterase trabid-like
Exons: 6
Coding region: 507-2855 (782 amino acids)
Biological process (GO): protein K29-linked deubiquitination; protein deubiquitination involved in ubiquitin-dependent protein catabolic process; positive regulation of Wnt signaling pathway
Cellular component (GO): cytoplasm; nucleus
Molecular function (GO): K63-linked polyubiquitin modification-dependent protein binding; cysteine-type deubiquitinase activity
Source: RefSeq, a predicted model, not a curated record
AUUACGUAAAACUGUCAAGUGAGGAAAAAAUCAAAAGUGUCGCGAAAAUAUUCAUUUUUUAUGUCACAAAUUAUACUGUGUAUAGCCAUCAAGAUGGUGAUUAUUUGUUAAGAUUGUUCCACUGGCAUUCGAUUGGCUUUGGAUAUGGCACGAUUGGAGUGAAUUCAUUGCGUGCCACGGUUCGCAAACAUCCGGGUGUCCAAAGAUAGCUUUCCGAAAUUGUGGGGCUCAGCCUGUGGACCAUUUUCUCAACAAGGAGGACACUGGGGUAUAGUGUGUUGUAGGAAUUUUACUUCUUUUCUUCAACGCGUCCCAGAAAAUACUUCAAGGAAUCCCGUCAAAAUUAAAAAUAAUUCAAAAUCGCUUUUGAUCCAAAGUUGGAAAUAAAUGUUGGAUUUAUCGAUAAUCGCACGCCGAGUCGCUUACAGUGAACAGAUUUGCACUUCCCUGGAAGCCCUCAAAAAUUUAAGCCGUCAGAAACAGAACCUAACUCGAUUGGUCGAGCCAUGUCCCAAGAACCGAAAUCAUCAGAGCAGCAUCAGCAGCAUGAGAGUCCCCAGCACCAGGUCGAGGACACAGAUUCUUCGAAAAAAUCAGAUCACACGGAUGAGUCACGAUGCAUAAGAACCACGAGCGAUUCUUCACCACAGCACUCCCCGAAACAACAACGUUCGGAGCAACCCGAUACAGCGGUAGAAUCGGUCGGGACAGAACAUGAUCUGCCGGGACAAUCCAAGUGGAUUUGCGAGUAUUGCACCUACGAGAAUUAUCCACUUUCGCUCAAAUGUACCAUGUGCAGGGGGCAGAAACCACUACUGAACGAGGACAUAUUCAGACUUAGCCCAACGCAACAGUUGAGCACAACGAAACGGUCGACUCAGAACUUGGCCAGCGGUCCUUCAAAAAUACACCCCGGAGUAAAGCCCGAAGAGGAAGGCAGCGCUUCGAAAUGGUCCUGCAGUGCGUGUACUUACCACAAUCACUCCCAAACUCGACGGUGCAUUCAAUGCAACAGUAAACGGGAUGAUGAGCUACUCAUCAAACCAUCGAAAUCUCAUGUCCGUAAACCUUCCCCGCCCAAAGUAAUAUCAGAGUAUGAAAAUUUGAGUGAACAACUCAACGCUUUAAACAUAAGUCGAAGUAUGGGGGAGGAGGAUGCCCUGGAUCUAUUUACACCAGGCAGUCAUCGCAGGAGGAAUAAUUCUCCCGCUACCGCUGACAGAACCUUGGACAGUGAACAGGGAGGUGCUAAACAUCAAUCACCCACGUCUAUCUCACCGGUCAAUACCUGUGGCCGAGCAGCUUCUGGUGGAGGCAAAUGGUACUGCUCGGCUUGUACUUAUGAGAACUGGCCAAAAUCAACCAAAUGCUCAAUGUGCUUGCAUCCGCGCGAGACAAACAGCAGUCGCAACAACCCAGUAGCAUCCACAAAAAGUUCACCGGAACUGGAUGAAAAUGUCGCUAGCAACAUAGUCGUAAAUAACAAAAGGAACCAACAAAUCGUCCGAGACCAAGAACCAAUGAACAACUUAGAUAUGUACCAACAGGAACGAUACAUGCGUCAACUGAGACGCCAACCCGACUGGCAGUGGCUCAACGCAUGCAUUGGAGUCGCGGAAAACAACGUCGGAGCUGUGGAAUCUUAUCUGGGUUGUGGAGGUGAUCCAGGACGUGCCCUUUCGCCCGCCGAAGUUACUUUACUUAAUAAUAACGAUAUCGCGUUUGAUGUAGGCCACACUUUGAUCCACUUGGCCAUUCGUUUUCAUCGCGACGAAAUGUUACCUUUACUGUUGGCCCAAAUUUCCGGCUCUGGGCCCGGUAUUAAGCGGGUUCCGUCAUAUGUUGCUCCGGAUUUAGCCAGUGAUAUUCGACGACACUUUGUUCAGUCUCUGCGAAUUAGGAAAGCUUCUUUCAACUGCCAAUAUGUUAACGAGCAUGCGACAUUUUCUUUGCCAGCAGACAUUGAAGAGCUCCCUUUGGCACUGCAGGAGCAACUCUUCGAAGAGCUGCUUGAUCGGGACGCUCAGAAACAACUAGAACUACCACCACCAGCGCUAAAUUGGUCCUUGGAAAUAACCGAGCGCUUAGGAUCUCGUUUAAUGGUCCUGUGGAACAGAAGUGCAGGCGAUUGUCUCCUGGAUUCGGCUAUGCAGGCUACCUGGGGUGUAUUUGACCGCGACAAUACUUUAAGACGAGCACUUGCUGACUGCCUUCAUCAGUGUGGUCGAUUCUUCUAUCCCCGCUGGAAGGAGAAUGAAAUCUUGCAAGCCGCAAUGCUCCACUACACCGUGUCAGAUAGUCAGCUGGAGGAAGACUGGAGCACUUUACUUUCACUGGCCAGUCAUCCUGGUUCAUCCCUUGAGCAGCUGCACAUUUUCGCCCUGGCUCACAUCCUCCGGAGACCGAUCGUCGUGUACGGUGUCAAGUGUGUGAAAAGUUUUCGCGGUGAGGACAUCGGAUACGCUCGCUUCGAAGGCGUCUACUUGCCGUUGCUGUGGGAGCACAGUUUCUGUAUUACCUCGCCCAUCGCUCUCGGUUACACACGGGGUCAUUUCAGCGCCCUGGUACCUACAGAACCGUAUUCGCGCAUCGAUGCUGCUCGGGAUGAUCGCGAAGACAUCACGUUUCUGCCGCUAAUGGACUGCGAAAUGAAACUUUUGCCUAUUCAUUUUUUGAAUAGCAAUGAGAUCGGUCGAGAAGAAUCAAUCAUGCGACAAUGGUUGGAGGUUUGUGAAACAGAAGGGGGUCUUCUAGUUGCACAACAAAAGCUUCAUAAACGACCACUUUUGGUAGCUCAGAUGCUAGAAGAAUGGCUUAACCAUUAUCGGAGGAUAGCUAUUUCCAGGCUUUUCUAAAAAUAAAACAUCACUCGCGCUUCUCGUUAAACGGUUAUGAAAGAAACAAAAAUUUUAGAUGUAGUCUAUCGGAACUAGCUUAUUGUGCUGAGUGUUUGUGGAGUCUGUGUUUGCAACGGCGAAUCAAAAUGUUGUCAAACGGAACCGGAAAAAGCCACUUGGUCACAUCACAGCAGCACAUUUUCGAACGUACAUCGAACGUCAAUUAUAACCUGCGUCUAGUUCAUUAAAAUUCGGCUAUGACGAAAAAUCAAAAGAUUACAGAUGCCCUCUACUGCUACGUACUAGCACAAACAGCACGAGACGCUGGUCCCGGGAAUUUUUCUAUCCGUACAACUCAGCAGCAGCACUCUUCCUCCCAAUCAACGAAGAAAUCAAUCAGUUUCGGAUUUAUUAAGAACUAAAAUUACUACCAGUUACAUAAUCGGAUUUACAAUUGCCAAUAGUUUUUCCCACCAAAAUCCUUGAGCGACAUAGGCGCGGCUUUUCUAGAGAGCACCGAGCAAACACCCCUUGAAAGGGUUCAGCUAAUGUUUUGAAGAAACUGUAAUAUUGCACCGUAGUACUUUACAAUUUGAAAAAUUGAUGAACUACCACGCUAACUAAUCAAGAUAUAUUAUAGAUAUGAUCUAUGCACUCGAACAGUUUGUUAUGUUUGUUAAGUUUCAUAAAAUUUAAACGUUUUUUUCGGGAUUCAACUUUGGUGUGUACAUAUUUGAUUUUAUAGGAAUUUUAGGUAAGUUAUCUAUAUUAUAUAUACAGCAAAUGACAGAAUAAAAUAUUUUCCAAGUCA